UUUAAGAAUUACUGUUUUAUAAGAAUUCUGCAAUACAGUACUGUAUAUAUGUGUAAAGUGUUUAAUGCUUGUCAGACUAUAACACUAGAGGCUCACGUGUUGACAUAAGACACUUGAAAAAAUGGCGACAGGAAAGUUACGUGCGAGGCAACCAAAUCUUACAAAACGUGAAAUAGAUUAUAUUUGUGAAUUGGUCAAUAAAUAUAAAAAUAUUUUAGAAUGUAAGAAAACAGAUUCGAAACAUUCAAAGAUGAAAGAAGAAACUUGGAAACAAUUAGCUAUGGAAUAUAAUAGAUUACCCGAAGUUACGCAAAGAUCUCAUGUUAAGUUAAAAAUGUUGUGGCAAAAUUUAAAGAAGAGAAGUAAAAAAAUGUUGACGGAAAAAAGUCAUUUUAAUCCAGACUGUGAACAUUCUUCGAAUAUUAUUGUACCUAUAGAUAUGGAGUCUUCUAUGGAAAAGAUAAGAGAUAUGCUACAGCAGCCCACUCGUUUGCCAUCUGAUGGUGAACAGGAAUUUCCAACAUCAGAUGCAAAUAGAGAAUCACCAAUUGCAGCAGUUCCAACAGAAAUAAUUGCUGAUAUUCCCACUCCUUCAGAAACCGUUUUAUCAAAUAAUGUUACUCCAUUAACUUAUAUGUCAUCAGAAAGACCAGUGUGUAAUAUUGAAAAAAUUACAAAAGUUAUAAAUUCAAGAAUAUAUUCAUCAAUAUCAAAGAAUAAAGAAAAGAGAAAAAGCUUUCAUAAUGUUUUAAAAAAGUUAAUAGAAGAAUAUCAUGUUGUUCAGAUUGAAGGAUUAAAAAAAGAACAAAAUGAAAAACUUAAAUUAAUGCAAGAAGAACAUGAGUUUAAAAUAAAAUUAUUAAAAUUAAAAAUUGAAGUUGAAACUCUAAAGAAAAAUAAACUAUUAAAUGAAUAAGUGUUAACUCUUUUAUUGAAUUCAAAAUUAUAGAAUAAAUUGUGUAUAAUAUUUGGAUUUAUCUUUUGAAUCUAAAAUUUUAAUUUGUUUCAUGAUGGAUUAUGAUUUCAUAAAGUUGUGAUCUAUGAUAAAGUUUCUUCAU
Centruroides sculpturatus (bark scorpion) is the source of this 1058-nucleotide messenger RNA. Its product is annotated as myb/SANT-like DNA-binding domain-containing protein 3. The transcript is spliced from 3 exons. Bases 122 to 916 code for a protein of 264 amino acids. Lineage: Eukaryota; Metazoa; Arthropoda; Arachnida; Scorpiones; Buthidae. The record is from RefSeq and is a predicted model, not a curated record.